UCUUCCAGUCGUUCUUUCUUGUGCUUGCUUGAUUUUCGUGGCUGGUUCUGUGAUUCUCGAAGGAUUUAACUAACGCUAGAAUUAGCCGAGGCUCAAGGCAGCAAUGUGACAUUGCUUCUUCAGGGCAAGUGCUAACCACCCGGUCAACAAAGACAAGAGCAUGCUCUUGCAGAUACAUAUCAAGACGAAAGACGCCACUUCUCGACGAAACGCCGAAUCUCUGAUUGCUUCUCUCUCCUCACUGACACAGUCAAGACCGACCAUGGAUACCGAAUUACUUAUCAAACUCGAACGACUGAUUACAAAAAAUGCACGACUCUCCUCCCACGCCAGUGUGACCUCCGUUCUUCAAGAUCUAGGUACACCGACUGUCUCUCUAGCUAUCCUGGACGGAGAAAAGAUUUUACCACACUGCUUCACUGCCGGCAGCGAUGACACCUCCACUCUUUUUCAAGCAUGCUCGAUAUCCAAGCCGGUCGCCUCUGUACUCACGUUUAAACUUAUUGAGGCUGGAAAACUUUCUCUACACGCGUCGAUAGCGGAGUACCUUCCGAUCAGCGCCAUAGAAGCACUGGAAACGACAGCAACAAAAGGAAUGGCGAGAUUCAUCACAAUCUCUCAACUCCUAAGCCACACUUCUGGGCUCGAAACAUCUGGCUCGCAAGGCUUUCCUGGGUAUGAUGUUUCCAAGAAUGCGAAUGGGCAUUAUCGCGCUGCGUUGCCUGACCUGGCUGAGGCGUUGGAGGGACAGUGGCCGUCGAAUACUCUCCCUAUUAGACUCAAGGACUGGCCAGGUCAUGUUUUCAAUUACUCGGGUGGUGGAAUUGGGGUGUUGCAAUUGAUCAUCGAAGCUGUGAUGGACACGCCAUUUACGGAGCUCAUGGAUCAGUAUGUGUUCAAGCCGAUGGGUAUGAAGAGGUCGACGUAUGUCAUCCCCGAGGAAGAAGACUUGAAUGAGAGUACAAAGGAGGACAGACAGGGAAGCGGCAACUACGCAAGAGCCUACUACAACGGCUACACAUCCUGUGAAGCGGCCCAUCGAGUCAACCCCGAACAAUCUGCCGCGGGACUCUGGACCACACCCUCCGACCUCUUGACCCUCGUAUCAGCUAUCCAAUCCUCACUGCACACAGACACUGGCUUUUUACCCAAGACACUAGCAGCUUCCAUGCUUAAAGAGGUCCAAUCAGGAAUGGCUCACGCCUGGUUCAUCACGCCCAACCACUUCGGCCACGGAGGAAGCAAUAUGCCCGGUUGGAAAUGUAACCUCCUCGCCUCUUUGACCAAUAAAAGAGCACUCGCUGUGAUGACAAACUCAGCAGAAGGCGCAAAAGUGUUUUGGAAAGUCCAAGCGGCUUUGUUAUAUCUUCUUGGAUGGGAAAAGGCGAGCAAUUUCUGGUACGAGAGGAACUGUGUUGUUCCUUUUGCCGAUGUUGUCGCUGUCACCCCUUAUAAAACGAUUUUGGCACCAUGGAGCGGAGGUUGGAAGGAGCAAGAGAGGGAGUGGAUGGUUGAACUCGUGUUUGAAAGUUGCGUGCCUUGGUUAAAGGUAGGACAGAUGCCAAAACAAAGGUUGUGGAUUGCUGCUCAUGCGAAAGGAGAGUAUCAGGACGGGUCGAAGAUAGUAGUAGAUCUGGUGUGUAAAGGCGGAGUGGAGGUGUUAAUCAGAUUGGUGGAGGAUAAGGAAGGUAAGCCUAUGAUGGAAAUGUGGAAUGGAAAUACUGGGUCUGUGGUCAUGAUGGAGAAGGUAUAGUGAUAUGUAUACCAGGAGGCAAAGAUCAUACCAGAAACC
Molecule: messenger RNA, 1792 nt
Organism: Aureobasidium pullulans EXF-150
Lineage: Eukaryota; Fungi; Ascomycota; Dothideomycetes; Dothideales; Saccotheciaceae
Product: beta-lactamase
Exons: 1
Coding region: 161-1753 (530 amino acids)
Source: RefSeq, a predicted model, not a curated record